Molecule: messenger RNA, 4130 nt
Organism: Triplophysa rosa
Lineage: Eukaryota; Metazoa; Chordata; Actinopteri; Cypriniformes; Nemacheilidae
Gene: zdhhc18a
Product: zinc finger DHHC-type palmitoyltransferase 18a
Exons: 9
Coding region: 791-2185 (464 amino acids)
Biological process (GO): peptidyl-L-cysteine S-palmitoylation; protein targeting to membrane
Cellular component (GO): endoplasmic reticulum; Golgi apparatus
Molecular function (GO): protein-cysteine S-palmitoyltransferase activity
Source: RefSeq, a predicted model, not a curated record
ACUACACAGAGGGCGGGGCGUAACGUCCCGGAAACAAUUUUUCAUUGGUCGACUGAGAUGCCGCUACCCUUUCGAGUUAUUGGUCGCUUGGCUCAGGUAAUUCUCUGCUAAGGAAGUGAUUUCAUUAGGGUAAACAUUGUGUCGCGUCCGUCGAUCAACGGGGUGUUGCAUUAGCAAUCAGAUAGUUACAAUGAUCUAAACUAGAUUUCAAUAUUAGACAUUUUUCUAACGGUUGAACUACUAAAUAUCUUCGUCAGAGCGCCCGUGACGCGAGAAGCUGAGCGUCGUCUGCGUGACGGUUGAGUAAGUUAGCGCGUGAGGAGGAAUGUCAACCGUAUUAGCUUAGCUUUCUGACUUCAGUGUCAUGGCGACUCAUAUUUUGCAAGACUGUAAACGUUAUCAUGUCAUGAAAAUAUAAUGAAUUCGUCGGUAUAUUCCCUGAAUUGGAUAUUUUGGGGCAAACGUGUGCAUUGAGCGGCACAUAGUGCUUUGUUGACCUCUGUUGCGGAGCUAACUUAUUUUGGUAACGUUAGCUCUGCGUCCUGUAAAUGGUAUUGACAUUUAAGUUACCUUACAAAAACAUCAGAAGUCGUUUUUAAAAGACUUUAUACUUAUGACGGUAUCACCAGCAGAUGUCGUGGAAGUUCACAGCUGAUAAACAGAAAGCAAAAUCGUAAAAAAGCUUUCGUUUCUAAGACUGGGCUUGGUUUUAGGUUAACUGUUAGCAAUCAGAAGUCGCAGUCUGUGUAAUAAACAGUGUCGAAUAGUACUUUCGAUUACAUUUUUUACAAUGAAAAACUGUGAGUAUCAACAAAUAGACCCCCGAGCACUAACAGCAUCUACCACCCGGACCCCCACCCCGUCCUGCGGGAGGAAAAGCUCCCACCGCCUUCGGAGGAAAUGGGAAGUUUUUCCUGGAAAAAAUCGCUUUUAUUGUGAUGGACGUAUUAUGUUAUCUAGACAAUGUGGUGUUCUCCCUAUGACCAUCUGCCUUAUUUUCAUCACCAGUGGCUUAUUUUUUACGUUUGAUUGCCCAUUUCUGGUGGAGCACCUUACCAUCUUCAUUCCAGUGAUUGCUGGGGUGUUAUUUGUGUUCGUGGUCGUCACCCUCCUUCAAACCAGUUUCACAGAUCCAGGGAUAUUACCAAGGGCUUUGCCAGAUGAGGCUGCAGACAUUGAGAAACAAAUUGAUAAUUCUGGGUCCUCAACAUAUCGUCCACCUCCUCGCACUAAAGAGAUUCUUAUAAAUGACCAGGUGGUCAAACUCAAGUACUGUUUCACCUGCAAGAUGUUCCGUCCACCCCGGACAUCCCAUUGCAGCCUGUGUGACAACUGUGUGGAGCGGUUUGACCACCACUGUCCUUGGGUGGGGAACUGCGUCGGGAAACGCAACUAUCGCUUUUUUUACACCUUCAUAGUGUCACUGUCCUUUCUGACCUCCUUCAUUUUUGGCUGUGUGAUUACUCACCUCACUUUGCGAUCACAACGUGUGAACGGCAUCAUCCAGGCAGUACAGGAGACUCCAGCCAGUAUUGCGGAGCUGGUCAUUUGCUUCUUCUCCAUCUGGUCCAUUCUGGGUCUGUCAGGAUUCCAUACUUACCUGGUGGCCUCUAAUCUCACGACUAACGAAGAUAUCAAAGGCUCUUGGUCCAGUAAAAGAGGGGAAGAAUCAGGGAAUCCCUACAGCUAUAACAACAUCUUCACUAACUGCUGUAUGGUGCUGUGUGGGCCCGUGCCUCCCAGCUUGAUCGACAGACGAGGCUUUUUGCCUUCCGAUGACGCACCUGGAACAGUCACCUCUGAUGCUGAUCUGCCUUCUUUCAUGGCCAAAAAUGACCCAAACAUGUGCACACAAGGCACAAAGGAGUUUUUAGAAUCCGUGGCGCAUUCCACAGUGAUCCAGAGCACCUGUGCUCCGGGCGCGCCCAAGACCACCCCGGUGACCCAAGAAGGUGUACUCGGUACCAUCACUGUUUCUUCCCCCAGCAGGCCUCCCCCUACCGGCUGCACUGCCUGCCAGGCCCAACGCCCAAUAAACACAUCCUGCUCUCAGAGAGGGAGCAAACAGGCUGAUCUUCACACCCACAAUCCCACCAUACGUCUACCCAGUCCUCCGUACACCUUUAACCACAGAACACUUGUACUAAGUGACGCUCCUGACGUGGGUUUUAUUCCACUGCACUGAGCGCUAUGUAUCUGCCACCAGCAGCCUUGUGCAAAUAUUCUCUUCUCGGUUUCUUACCACUGAGAACAGCGUCACACUGUUUGAGGAAUUGUCAACCGUUAAUACUCAGGAGUCUCUCAGGAAAUACGCCAUCAAUCGACAGAUGAGAAUGGGUCUUUCAGGAGAUGCUUUGUUUUCAGUCAUUUUGCACAAAAUUGUCACCGGAUGAACAGUGUUUUUCAGAACCCUGAGCCAUUUUCAGCCUUUUGCCAUAUUGCUUAGACUGAAUGCAAUAAUAAUAUGCUUUGAAGGGUUACCUUUUUUCUAAGAAAAGCCUUGCGUCUUAGUCACAAGGCAUGCUGUGCUUGUGUUCAUUUUGUAUGGCGUUAAAGCCCUUCUACAAUAUUCAUUGGUUUAAAAGUAUUUAUACCAACAGGCAAAUAGAUAGAAGAGCUUUUUUGAUGGUGUAUUGGAGAGUUCGCUGUUAAAGUGUUAGAUUUCAUUUAUAUACGGUGUACGCGGUAUGCUGUUACUGUUUUUCAGGGGUUUUAACCUCCCGUAUAAUGUUAGGGCUUAUUGUGUUACAGUGUAUUAACUGCUUAGUAUUUCUCUUUGUGUCAUAGUGUAGAAUUUUUAACCAUUUCAGUUUUGUUUGGGCAUACAACCAAACGUAUGCACCUCUGACUUCAAUUGAAAGGGACAUUUCAUCAGAAAAUGAACAUUUUAUGUCAUUUACUCAUUCACGUUUUGACUUUAACCCUGUGGCACACAUGAGAAGAUAUGAGGUUGGUCCCCAAAAUUCUGCCCAAUAUCUCCUUUGGUGUUCUAGAAAUGAUUUGUAAUAACAUGAAUAAAUUAUAUCAUAUCCAUUAUCUGUGCCGAUUACAAUACUGUACAGAGCAGCACAGACCACAAAACUUGUGUGACUGAUUGGAAUUUUACUGUGAUUUUUCUACGUUAAAGUGCUGUAAAGAUGUAUUAAAUAUCAAAUACAACAAGGGCGCAAUGACAGUAGAAAAACGUGUGCUAUUACUGUUGUAACGUUGACUCUUAACUGAUAUAUUUGAGCAAAAAUGGUUUGUUUACUACAUUCAUGCACUUAAAUGAUGGCUCUUUCUUCCCAUAGCAGAUUAUUACAUCUAUGGCAGUUGCGUUCAUGGUUUCUUUUUAAAGGGCUUCAAAGUGUAGAUUUCCAUCACAAAGUUUUCACUUUUCCUUCAAUCUGCUCAAGUACAAUCUGUUCGGGUGUAACGCUUUCUUAUUGUACUCCUUGUUUGCAUUCUGAUAUUCCAAGAGAUUACUUAAAUCAUAAAGAACCAGAUGAAAGGAAAGUGAUAUCUGUUGAUAGUUAAGAACAAACAUUUUUAUUAAAAGCACAGUCCCAACUCAAGUACUCACGAGUACAAUUAAACUAGCCAUGUGUGGAUUGGACAUUAGGUUCAUUUAAAAUCCAUUAGCAAUUUAAAGUAGAAAAUUGUAAUGUCUAGAUGAUGAUAAUCCCGAAAUAAAAUGUAAUUAUUAAUUAAUUGCAAAAACAUAGUCGACCAAUGUAUGUGGAUGAUUGUGUACAUAAAUUUCACUGUUUUUGGCCUCUGUAGUAUUUCUUGUCUUUAUAUUGGUGGGUUAAAGACGUGAUUGUUAUUAUUAAAGUUUUGUUUCUAAGAUUGAGAGCAGAGCUAUUGUAACUGAAACCUUUUGCCUUCAGAUUAAUGGAUAACCGGUGCAAUAUGGAUUAUUUCCAUUAGAAUUACGAGAGCCAUCGAGAGUCUGGCACAGUGCAUUUGAUGGCUAUGUGUUCAAAACUAGACCUUAAAUAGAAUAGAUUAUCACUGCCAGACGUGUCGGAGGGAAGAUACAAUUAUUUUUACAUUUUGACUUACAUGUUGUAUUUUUGUCCUUUAUUCCAUCUCAAGGGUGUAAGUGAAAGUAUGUGAGGAUGAGGAAAUAAACAAAUGUCAUUUUUAGA